GUUUUAACUGCGUUAAAAAAAAACUGAAACCGAUAGAUUGUGUUGCAAGGUGAUAAAACGUGGUUGGGGUCAAAAAGUAUCUUUUCACUCCGACAGUGGAAUUCGUGCACAAAAGCAAAGAUUCAAAGCGACAUUUGAAGUGUGUGGGUCCAUUUGCAACCAUUUGAAACACAACGAUGAGCAUCAAGCUUAUAUUACUUCUCUGCAGCGUUGCGAUCGGCUUGGCCGUGGGAAAACCUACCGACACAACGACCUGCCCAUCCAGAUGUAACUUAUCACACGGAUUCUGCAACCCUAGACAACAAUGCACGUGUUUCCCCGGUUGGGAAGGUCCCGAGUGCAACCAAUGCUCGACGUUGAUUGGUUGUUUACAUGGGUCAUGUGACCGUCCUGGACAAUGCAAUUGUGACGUAGGAUGGGGAGGACGAAAGUGCGAUCGCGAUUUACAAUACUGCGAGCGACAUCGGCCGUGCAGGAACGGAGCAACAUGUAUCAACAAUUUGCUCGGUGGAUUUAAAUGUAUUUGCCCGACCGGUUUAACAGGCACAACUUGCCAGGAGACCGCCACCACAACCCCCCCUAUAACCCCAAGAUCCGGGGGUAAACCACGGUGCUCCAAUGGAGGAACUUGCAUUCGUGGAAACGCCGAACUUGGAUGCGAAUCGUGUCGAUGUCCGACCGGAUUCACUGGACAGCUAUGCGAACAAAUCGUGCGUAUGUGCGUUAUGCGUCCAUGCGCUAACGGCGGGAAAUGUCAAGACGUUAUUGGCAACUUCAGAUGCGAUUGUGCGCAUGGGUACAGAGGACGUUACUGCACUGAAGACAUCAAUGAAUGUACUGUACUUGGUCGGCAUGCUUGUGAGAAUGGUGGAACCUGCGUCAAUAGGUUCGGUGGUUACACUUGCGCUUGCUCGGAUGGUUACUACGGGUCGCGCUGUCAAUCAAAAAUUAUCCAAAUCCAAGCCAGAGUAACUACAACAGUAAAACCAACAACAACAACAACGACAACAACAACAACUGAAGCUACAACAACAAAAUCAACAACGGAAACACUGAAGGAAAUUGUUGUUGUUCCAAAUUUGAAGAAACCAUUCAGGAAAAACAUCAAGGUCACUCACAUCGUUCGCCAGGUGGAGGUAGAGACAUCAAACGGGGAUAUGACGUUUAUCCGUGACGUAGUCGACCACCAAGGACCAAACAGCGCUGAGAACGAAGCUCAAUCGUCAGUGACCACAGUACAGGCACUCACUUUUGCUUUCCUGGGGGUAGCGAUCGCUUUAUUUAUCGGCAUCGUUAUAUUCAUGUGGAUUCAUUGCUCAAAGAAAGGCCGCAACUUACGUCAGCGGUGUACCGGGGAGUCACCGACCGAAGAAACCCCCAUGAACGAGAACAGCCGAGAGCCUUCAAUAGUGAAAACCCGUCAUGCAAGCUACAGCCCACCACAAUAUGUGUUAGAAGAAUGCCAACCAAAACCAGGAUACCCGAUGCGCUCUGUAGCGCUACCUAGCGACGAUAGGGAGCCAAUCGACUGUUUAUACGUCGCCCUCCCAAACAAUUCGACGCCCGAUGUUGCAUCGAUGGCGAAUCGUGUUUUAAACUCUCCCUCUCUCCCCGCUUACGAUGAACGUUACUAGUUCACCGCGAACUUUUCGUUUUUAUUUCUUUCUUUUAUUUUUUUUCUUGCACUGCGACUGUGAUAUUCGUUUUCUACCCACGUAACAAGCACGUGAUUCGUUGUUAAGCGUCCAUGGCAACCGUAUAUCGCCAUGACAACCGACGGAAGCGAAGAAACUUUUCAAACUGCGUUGCUUCACAUUUCUUUUUAUUUCGUUCAUUAUUUUAUCACUGUGUCUUCUGCUAUGUGACGUCACGACCCACGUGACUUCAGCCCACCAAUCAUUACCGUUGUAAGUUCUUUUACCGUCGAUCAAAUAAACGUACUCUCUGCCGA
This is a messenger RNA of Ciona intestinalis (vase tunicate), 1951 nucleotides long. The record is from RefSeq. Lineage: Eukaryota; Metazoa; Chordata; Ascidiacea; Phlebobranchia; Cionidae.